GACUGAAACACAAAAAGUAAAGUGUUAAAGCAAAACAAACAAACAUGAUUACUGUGGCAAAUAUGUUUGGUCUAUUUGUUGUGAUCUCAUUCGCAUUUGCUUUCACAAAUGCAGAUCCUCUUAUUGAAUUCGGUACCCUCAAUCGAAGCAGUUUUCCUAAGGGUUUCAUUUUUGGGACGGGUUCAUCAUCUUAUCAAUAUGAAGGUGCAGUCAACGAAGAUGGUAGAAAACCAAGUAUAUGGGAUACAUAUACUCAUGAUCAUCCAGAAAGAAUAAGGGAUGGAAGCAAUGCAGAUGUUACAGUUGAUCAAUAUCACCGUUAUAAGGAAGAUGUGCAAAUUAUAAAAGAUAUGAAUAUGGAUUCGUACAGAUUCUCCAUCUCUUGGUCAAGAGUAAUCCCAACGGGAAAGUGGGACAAAGGCCGUGGCGAAAAUCCUGCUGGAAUAGAAUAUUACAACAACCUCACCAAUGAACUCAUUGCAAAUGGUAUACAACCAUUAGUAACUCUUUUUCAUUGGGAUCUUCCUCAAGGUUUAGAAGAUGAGUAUGGUGGUUUCUUAAACGAAAGCAUAGUAGAUGAUUUUCGAGACUAUGCGGAUCUUUGUUUCAAUAAAUUUGGAGAUAGAGUGAAGAAUUGGGUUACUUUCAACGAACCAUGGUUAUAUAGCAAUGGUGGUUAUGCACUUGGGAACACAGCACCGGGUCGAUGUUCAGAUCCAACGUGUCUAGGUGGAAAUUCUGGCACAGAACCUUAUACAGUUACACACAAUCAAAUUCUUGCUCAUGCAGAAGCCUUUCACCUGUAUAGGAGAAAGUAUCAGCCAAGACAACAGGGCAAGAUAGGCAUAACAUUGGUAACUAACUGGUUCUUACCACUCGGAGACAAUAGCAUAGAAGAUGACGAGGCUACUAGCAGAGCACUUGACUUCCAAUUUGGAUGGUUUAUGGAUCCACUAACAAAUGGAAAGUAUCCUAUAAGCAUGCAAAAUAUAGUGAAAAAUCGAUUGCCUAAGUUCACUUUAGAGCAAUCACUUCAAGUCAAGGAUUCAUUUGAUUUUCUUGGCUUAAACUAUUACUCUUCUAGCUAUAUUAAUAAUGCUCCACCACCACCCAACGAGCCACCUAGUUACACAACAGAUCCUAGAACCAAUACUUCAUUUGAAAAAAACGGGGUACCCCUAGGUCCAAGGGCUGCUUCAGUUUGGAUAUAUGUUUAUCCAAAGGGACUUCGAGAUCUUUUGUUACAUAUUAAAGAUAGAUACAACAAUCCUGAUGUUUACAUCCAUGAAAAUGGUAUGAAUGAAUUCAACGAUCCAACACUUCCGGUGGAAGAAGCUCGUUUGGAUACUUAUAGAAUUGAUUAUUAUUAUCGUCAUUUAUACUACAUAAAUUCUGCAAUCAAGGCCGGCGCAAAUGUUAAGGGAUAUUUCGCUUGGACACUUUUGGAUGAUUUUGAAUGGUUUAAUGGCUUUACUGUUCGGUUUGGAUUGUACUAUGUAGAUUUCAAAGAUGGAUUAAAAAGAUACCCAAAACUUUCUGCAAAAUGGUUUCAGAACUUUCUCAAAAGAAACUAGUAUUGAUCAUAUCGUUUGAAGCUGGGACACCUCCAAAUUUAGUAGUUCAAUUUGAGUGAAGUAUUUAGGCUGUUAUCUAUGUUGUAUGCAGCCCAAUUAAAUAAGUGUCUUGUCCCAGCAACUAUGAUCAUAUAGAGAUAAUUCUUCAUGUAUUUGUUUGGUUUUGAUACAAAUACAAAUAAAAACUUAUGGUUCACAAUUAGAAUAUGCCAAAAAAAAUUAUCAAAAA
Cicer arietinum (chickpea) is the source of this 1803-nucleotide messenger RNA. Its product is annotated as non-cyanogenic beta-glucosidase-like. NCBI's taxonomy places the organism in Eukaryota, Viridiplantae, Streptophyta, Magnoliopsida, Fabales, Fabaceae. The record is from RefSeq and is a predicted model, not a curated record. Gene Ontology annotation, molecular function: beta-glucosidase activity. Gene Ontology annotation, biological process: carbohydrate metabolic process.